GAUUUACUGUUACACAAAUUUGCCAGGAAAGUUUCUGAUAAUCGAUUGGUUUCCGGCUUUUGGUGGUUUGAAGUAGUUUAAAACUAUUUACCUUGGCUCAUAAAAUGCCAGAAAGGGUGUAGUUAUCAGCACUAGCGGUACCUGCUGUGAGUGUAUGUUACGAUUAUGAAAACCCAUUUGCCGCGGAAUGAAGUAAUCAAAGUGAAUAAUAAUUGAAGCAGAAAUCCUUUAGCUUAGUGAGCCAACAGCGUCUUAAGUAUAGCAGUGCAGUACAGCAAACAAUGGAGACGGAAAAUUCCACCAAAUACCAGAAGCUGGCAGCUGAAUACGCAAAGCUGCGAGCGCAGGCCAGCGUCCUUAAACGUGCCGUGCUGGAAGAGCAGAAUAAAAGCUCUGUGCUGCGGGAAUCGGUGCGGAUCAAGGAAGCCAACCUGCGAAAAUCGGAACAGGAAGUGGACAGUCUCGGCUUCCGGAAUAAGCAGCUGGAACGGCGGGUGGCCACAUUGCAGGAAAACCUUGAGCAAGAGUUGAAAAAGGUCGCCACCAAGGGACAAAAGUCGAAGACGAGUAACGAUGGUCUGUCGAUCGGUUCUACAGCCGCUGCGGAUUCCAUGGUGAUUGCAGAGGAACUACAGAAAAAGAUUCUGGAGAAUGCUCAGCUUGUAACACUGAUGGACGACAAAAAUGCCGAAAUAAGGCAGUUUCAGUUGCGUUUGGAAGGACUUGAAAAAGAUUUACAGCAGCAGGCCUCAGUGGAACAAAAGUUGCGCAAGGAGAUGGAAACACUGACUUUGAAGAACACAGAGUUGGAAUCAAAAAUUUCGGAAGCGACUAGCACGAUUGGCAGUGAGGACGGGUUAAGUGUAACAGCAGAUAUGGAGAACCACUUUAAUAAUCAUUUCAGCAGUAGUGCUUCCAGUCAAGUGACAACAGGUGCGGUAGCAGGAGCUGCUACCAAUCACAACAAUAAUAAUAAUAAUGUUGCUGGAAGUAAUAAUCACAAUAAUUAUGACGAUCGAAUAGUGUUCCUUGAAAAGGAGUUAAGUCACUGGAGAGCGCAGUACGAGUUACUAAAAAUCGAAUCCGCUAGUCACCAACAUCGAACAUCGGCUGCGUUGGCCGUGGAUAAUGCCUCUAUGAAGCUGGAAUUGUCACCGCCAGAUGUGGUAGAUAAAAACGCGGAGGACAAUCAGACCCAAAGUGAGUACCAGGCUCGAGAACAACAGAUGACGGAAUGCUUCACUAAAAGUAUAGGAGGUUUGUUCCAUGACAAGUGUAGAGCAGAGUCCAAGCUUGCUUCGCAUUUACUAGAGUCUCAAAGACUGCAAUCUCAUUUGGAUAUCGUGAAAAACCGACUGAAAGAAUGUGAAGAAGCCAAACGUAACGAGGAGCACAGAUAUCGCAUUAUCGAAGAUGAACUGGGACGCACUCGUUCUAACUACGAAGAGCAAAUCAGCGUGCUUACGGAGCAGGUUAUUAGCCUGAGCGAUCAGCUGGCUAACUGUAAAUAAACAGUUAGGAAGUUCCUGUUUGUUCUUUCGCUAGCUGAUAGGAAAGUCUUCUCGAUAGAAGAGAAAAAAGAGCGUCAUUGCUUCUAGACAUAAAAAGAAGAUCGUAAAAUUGUUGACUAGUUUUGUUCGAACAAAAGGAGGGGACUUUUUUCCUUCAAAUUAAGAUAUCCUUUUUAGUAGAGUAUUAUUAACCUUUUUCUCCCUGAUGCUGCGUGUGCAAAAAUCUAAUACCUAUAUCAAUGAGAUUUGUGGAUGAACAUAUUCAAACGACGAGUAAGAAAUAU
This is a messenger RNA of Sabethes cyaneus, 1795 nucleotides long. Its product is annotated as protein phosphatase 1 regulatory subunit 21. Gene Ontology annotation, cellular component: early endosome; membrane. The transcript has 6 exons. The coding region runs from base 282 to 1511 and encodes 409 amino acids. Lineage: Eukaryota; Metazoa; Arthropoda; Insecta; Diptera; Culicidae. The record is from RefSeq and is a predicted model, not a curated record.